AUGGCUUCGCUCUUCUUCAACGUCCGUCAGCAGCGGCAGAGGAACGUCCGUUAUCAACGUGUCCAUCCUUCCUCUGUGUUCCAGCAGAACGAUCGCAUUUUCUACUCGAAGUACAGGUUUCGUAGAGAAGAUGUUAAGAAGAUCGUAAGGAUGCUCGAACCGCUGCUGCCGGAUGCAGGGCUGGAGCCUUGGGAGAUCAGUAGAGAGGACCAGGUCCUCAUCACACUCCGCUACCUGGCCACCAACAGUCAUCAAACUGUUAUAGCUGACUGUUUCGGGGUGUGUCAGAAGGCUGUGAGUAAUGUCAUCACCCGGGUAGUGGAUGCUCUCAAUCAUCCAACAAUAGAGGCCCGCUUCCUCCGCUUCUGGCCGUCGGACGAGUGCUGGUGGUUGCGAAGGUCUCGAGAAUUCGCUAGAAACUCGAGAUUCACAAAUGUCAUUGGAUGCGUCGAUGGUUGCCUCAUCCGAAUCCAGCGCCCUAUCAACUUCGGCAACCACUACUACUGCCGAAAGGCAUGUUGCGCAGUCAAUAUGAUUGCGGUAGUGGAUGCCAGGGCCCGCUUCAUGUACAUCAACUGCGGAUUCGCGGGCAGGCACCACGACUCAUUCAUAUGGCAGCAUUCGCAAGCAGCUGCCGAGUUCGACGAGGGUCGCGCUCGUCCAGGAUAUCGCCUCCUGGGCGAUGCCGGCUUUGCCAACUCCAGGAGUGUGAUGGCGCCCUUCCGAGAGCGGGCCACAGAGAAUGACGUCAGGAAGAGGAGGUUUAAUAGGGAGCACGCCAAAGCUCGACGAGUCGUCGAGCAGGCGUUCGGAGCGCUGAAGCGGCGUUUCUGCAUACUGUACAACAUCACCCGCAUUCAGCCUCCCAAGCUGCAGAAAGUCGUGAAGGCCUGCGUCAUUCUCUACAACAUCGGUAUCUACCUGGGAACGCACAGAGGACAGUCCUUGUCGCCCAUACGCCGCGGUUGGAUGACCCAUCCCCCGGACAACGACCACGUCAGGGAAUUUGUGGUUGAGAACUUGUAG
Messenger RNA from Cylicocyclus nassatus, 1026 nucleotides. NCBI's taxonomy places the organism in Eukaryota, Metazoa, Nematoda, Chromadorea, Rhabditida, Strongylidae. The record is from the annotation of a GenBank genome assembly.